UCAUUAGUGCCAGCCUCACCUCUUGGAGUGGGCACACUGCGGCAGAGACAGACACGAUCCCAAUAAUGAAAUCUCACAUGUGCGUGGGUGCAGGAGGCAGUGCCCUGCACCAGUGUCCGCGCCCCAGACCCGUUCUCAGGUCUGCAGACCCCAGGGUCCCUUGCUACUGACAAGGCGGCUUCUUGUCCAGAAAGGGAACUUCCUAAAACGCCCAAAUGUAUACUGCAAUUAGGCUACCAAGAAACUUCAUCGGAAAUAUGGCCUAUCCCAAACCUGGCCCAGCCGCGGGCCCGGAGCCCUCCCCCUCCGCUGAGCCGGCCCGAGGCGAGGGCGCAUUUGGUGAGAGUCUGGCGGCCUCUACCGGAGCGCCUCUGCAGAGGAACGUUCCCCAAAGCCGGAGACGACAUGUGGCGCUCGGGCGAGCACCUUGCAGAACAAGGAGUAGCUUGCUGACUUUGAACGCGUGGCAAAUAUUUCAGAAAGCUUCAAGAUCAAGGUUGAGAAAGGAACAGUUAUUCUUCCAAAUUCAUCUGCUUCAGCUAUUAUUCUUAUUGGGAAUGGACAAUGGAAUGUUCUCUAGCUUUAUCAUGAUCAAAAACCUCCUUCUGUUUUGUAUUUCCAUGAACUUAGCCGGUCACUUUGGCUUUUCACAAAUGCCAACCAGUUCUGUAAAAGAUGAAACCAAUGACAACAUCACAAUAUUCACCAGGAUCUUGGAUGGGCUCCUGGAUGGCUACGACAACAGACUGAGGCCUGGGCUCGGAGAGCGUAUCACUCAGGUGAGAACGGACAUCUACGUCACCAGCUUCGGCCCGGUGUCUGACACGGAAAUGGAAUACACCAUAGAUGUGUUUUUCCGACAAAGCUGGAAAGACGAAAGGCUUCGGUUUAAAGGGCCCAUGCAGCGCCUGCCUCUCAACAACCUCCUUGCCAGCAAAAUCUGGACUCCAGACACCUUCUUCCACAAUGGGAAGAAGUCCAUCGCCCACAACAUGACCACGCCCAACAAGCUGCUGCGGCUGGAGGAUGAUGGCACUCUGCUCUACACCAUGCGCUUGACCAUCUCAGCAGAGUGCCCAAUGCAACUUGAAGACUUCCCGAUGGAUGCUCAUGCCUGCCCUCUGAAAUUUGGCAGCUAUGCAUAUCCUAAUUCUGAAGUUGUCUAUGUCUGGACCAAUGGCACAACCAAGUCGGUGGUGGUGGCAGAAGAUGGCUCCAGGCUGAACCAAUACCACCUGAUGGGGCAGACAGUGGGCACAGAGAACAUCAGCACUAGCACAGGUGAAUACACAAUCAUGACGGCUCAUUUCCAUCUGAAGAGGAAGAUCGGGUACUUUGUCAUCCAGACCUAUCUCCCCUGCAUAAUGACUGUGAUCUUGUCGCAAGUGUCCUUUUGGCUGAACCGAGAAUCAGUUCCAGCCAGGACAGUGUUUGGGGUGACCACGGUGCUGACUAUGACGACCCUCAGCAUCAGUGCCCGGAACUCUCUGCCCAAAGUGGCUUAUGCGACGGCCAUGGACUGGUUCAUAGCCGUGUGCUAUGCUUUUGUGUUCUCUGCGCUGAUCGAGUUUGCCACCGUCAACUAUUUCACAAAGAGAGGCUGGGCCUGGGAUGGCAAAAAAGCCUUGGAAGCAGCCAAGAUCAAGAAAAAGGAGCGUGAACUUACACUAAAUAAAUCAACAAAUGCUUAUACUACUGGGAAGAUGACCCACCCCCCAAACGUCCCAAAGGAGCAGACCCCUUCAGGGACCUCAAAUGCCUCUUCAGCCUCAGUAAAACCUGAAGACAAGACUUCUGAAAACAAAAAGACUUACAACAGCAUCAGCAAGAUAGACAAAAUGUCCCGAAUUAUAUUCCCAGUCCUGUUUGGCACUUUCAACCUAGUUUACUGGGCAACAUAUUUGAAUAGGGAGCCAGUGAUUAAAGGGGCUACCUCUCCAAAAUGAGCUGCCAUGCUCCCAAACUCCAAGACAGCCAUACGUUCAGUGAUGGGCACCAAGGAGAGGUUGAGCUUGGGGGACCUUCCUUUUUGGGGCACUAUCUUUCAGGAAAUUUUUGCAUGUUUAAUAAUAUGUACAAAUAAUAUUGCCUUGAUGUUUCUAUAUAUAAUGUCAGAUGUUUCAAAGAUGUCAAAUUGAUAAAUCAAGCCACUUUCUAGAAAAACAGGAGACAAUGGCUCUGAUACUCAGAUGCUCAGUAUCUUACAUUGAUAGUUUACAAACAAGUAUAUUUUUAACUGUUCCAAGUGUUACCUAACAAUGUUUUUUAUACUUUGAAUGUCAUUUCAUACAAAUUUUCCCAGCAAAUAAAUAUUUUAGGAAAUACUCCAUGAUUACUACUUGACCAACUCUCACAAGAAGCAAAUAUCACAAAGAGCACAUUUUUCAUUGAAAAAGAAACUGUGGGCAUUUAUGUACAAACUAAUUGCCUUUGAUAAUUCUUACUGUUCUGAAAUUAAAAGUUCUGCAUGAUCUUAUGUUAAGAAAUAGAAUAAACAAAUAUUUAUGCAGACAUUUAAUAACAGAAAUAUAUGAUAUGUUAGAUUAACAGAUACAAUGUUUCCCCAAGGAAAAAUUUAACUGCUUAAAAACAGUUUUUGUGGGGGAGGUGGGAAUGAAACUUACUUCUCUCCCUCCGACUCCCCCCACUAACUGAACAAUGACCAAGAAAGAAAAGAUCUUAAAACAAAUAGUGUGAUGACAGUCUUGGCAUUUGGCCUGAGCAUCCACUGUCUGAAACACUGACCACACCUCACUGCAGCCAGUGUGUAGUGCUUCAGUGGUGAGAAAUUGUAAAUGAGUUAUUUUCCAUUUUAUUUCCCUGUAUGUUAUUUCAUGAUUGACUUAUUGCUCUGUUAGCAUUUGUAUAUGAACCUUAAAUGUUCAUUAAAAAAUAAACUGAUCUUGUGGAUAAAUGUCA
This is a messenger RNA of Delphinapterus leucas (beluga whale), 2919 nucleotides long. The record is from RefSeq and is a predicted model, not a curated record. NCBI's taxonomy places the organism in Eukaryota, Metazoa, Chordata, Mammalia, Artiodactyla, Monodontidae.